AGGCAGUUUUUUUGUAUGUUAUACAUUUGCAGGCUAAGAACUCAUGCUUGCACAGAGCCCUACAUAAUUGCAACCAAUAGGCAACUUAGCGGACUGCAUCCAAUUUACAGACUGUUACACCCUCAUUUUCGAUACACAAUGGAGAUCAAUGCUUUGGCUCGUGGAUUCCUUAUCAGUGCAAAUGGGAUCAUUGAGAACUCAUUCUCCCCUGGAAAUAUUUCCAUUCAACUAAGUUCUGUAGUUUAUAACCAAGAAUGGCGGUUCGAUCAUCAAGCAUUGCCAGGGGACCUAAUUAGCAGAGGAAUGGCUGUGGAGGAUCCAAGUGCACCACAUGGCUUGAAGCUAGCAAUUGAAGAUUAUCCUUUUGCCAAUGAUGGAUUGAUCCUUUGGGAUAUCCUCAAACAGUGGGUUGUAGAUUAUGUGAAUCACUACUAUCGUGAUGCCAAAGCUAUACAAUCUGAUGAUGAGUUGCAAGCAUGGUGGACGGAAAUCCGAACAAUAGGUCAUGGAGAUAAGAAAGAUGCGCCCUGGUGGCCUGUGCUGAAAACCCCUGAUGAUCUAGUUGGAAUCAUAACUACAAUCAUAUGGGUUACCUCAGGACACCAUGCUGCUGUAAACUUUGGCCAAUAUGAUUUUGCUGGAUAUUUUCCAAAUAGGCCAACUACUGCUAGAGUCACUAUGCCUUGCGAAGAGCCAAGCGAUGAAAGGUGGGAAAGGUUCUUAGUGCGACCUGAGGUUGAGCUGAUGGCUUGCUUCCCAUCGCAGGUUCAAGCAACAACUGUUAUGGCAAUCCUCGACGUUUUGUCUAAUCAUUCCCCUGAUGAGGAGUAUCUAGGAGGACAGAUAGAGCCAUUUUGGGCAGAGGAUCCCAUCAUAAAAGGUAAAUAUGAAGAAUUUGCCGGGCGACUAAAGCAGCUCGAAGGAAUUAUUGAUGAAAGAAAUGCUGAUGAGAAACUGAAGAACAGAUUUGGAGCUGGACUGGUGCCAUAUACACUCUUGAAGCCAUAUUCAGAAUCAGGAGUAACUGGACAAGGGGUCCCAAAUAGUAUCUCCAUUUGAGUUCAUGAUAUCUAUCUUGAAAUCAAAAGCUCUGGAAAUAAAAAAAAAAAUAAAAAGAGAGAUUGUGUGAGAUAGAAUGGAAUGGAAUGUAAUAAGACAGGUAAGGCCCAGUCGAUCUGAGUUCCAAAUGUUUCUCAAAUUGGGAACAUGUAACGAAUGCUCAAGCCAAGUAUUCUCUGUCUAAUGGUGGUAAAAGCAUAUGUAAAGAGUCUCCUUAUCAUAAUUUCUUGUUCUAUGUAAAGAAAACAGGCAGGCUCCUUGCAAAUC
Coffea eugenioides is the source of this 1326-nucleotide messenger RNA. RefSeq names its product linoleate 13S-lipoxygenase 2-1, chloroplastic-like. Gene Ontology annotation, molecular function: metal ion binding; oxidoreductase activity, acting on single donors with incorporation of molecular oxygen, incorporation of two atoms of oxygen. Bases 16 to 1059 code for a protein of 347 amino acids. The transcript is spliced from 2 exons. Gene Ontology annotation, biological process: lipid oxidation. The record is from RefSeq and is a predicted model, not a curated record. NCBI's taxonomy places the organism in Eukaryota, Viridiplantae, Streptophyta, Magnoliopsida, Gentianales, Rubiaceae.